AUGGCUGAAUCAUCUGUUAGAACUGAAGAUAUCGAGGGCAUGCAAGUAGAAUUAGGGGAGGACCUUUCUAUGAAUGAAGAAAAGAAAGUAGAGUCAGAAGCAUCUUCGGAUGAAAACUCCGCUAGCGUCUCGUCCACAGAAUCUGACAAUUCUGACACUUAUGACAUGGAUACUUCCGAGGCAAAAAAGGAUCCUGAAUUGCUCCUAAUCAAAGCUACGAGACUAAAGGAAGAAGGUAAUACUUAUUUCAAAGCUCAAGACUACGAAAAAGCCUUGAGGUCCUAUCGCCGCGGAACAAGUACACUCAAACCACUGAACAAAGCCAACACGGGAGAUCCUCAGGUUAAAUCACUUCUUGUUUCGUUACAAUCAAACCUUAGCAUGAUGUAUUUCAAAUUGAAUAAGUACAAGGAGAGUGCCGUGGUUGCUUCGAGUGUCCUAAAGAUUGAAAAUAAUAAUGUCAAGGCCUUUUACAGACGAGCCGUAGCCAAUCGGAAACUUGGUGAAUACAAAAAGGCUCGAGAUGACUUGCGCGAAGCACUGAAAUAUGAUUCCAAGAAUAGUGCUGUCCGUAAAGAACUUGCAUCCAUCAAGCAUUCAAUAGCAAAAGAAAAUGGAAAGGCAAGGCAGAGUAUGCAGAAGGCUUUUUCUAAUGGCGGUCUACUUUAUGACGACAAGGAGGAGGAGAAGCGACUGAAAAAGGAAGCAGAGAUAGAAUCCAAGAGAAAAGCUGAGGAAUUGAAAGCGAAGAGACGAAAGGACUGGGAGGACGAAUGUGUCCGUCGAAUGGCACGUGGGGAAUCAGCUUGUAGUUUCGACGAGUAUGAGCAAGAAUCGAAGAAACAGGAGGAAGAAAAAGAGGAGGAAGAGAGGAAAAGGAUGGAAGCUGAGAAGGAAAGACGGAGGAAGCUACGCGAACUGACAAAGGCUGAUGACAGUGACUCUGAUGAAGAGCUCACAGACAAGGAACUUCAGGCUCUGCGGGGAUACAAGACACUGCGGGACGGUUCCGUUACUUCAUAUUUUACCCGUGAGCAAACAAAAGAAGAGAAGAUGCUGGCGGCCCAGCGCAAUGCCCCGAAGAAACUUGAUUCGGGCUCACAGCAAUCGGACAUUGUAAGCUCAGGCUCCAAAUGGAAUACGGCCCAGACGUGGGAAGAACGGGACUGUGGUAUUUGGUGUAGAGAUCGUCUCACCCAAAGACUCAAGCAAACAAAAGUUGAAUCAGCGGCUCUUUGUGGUUUUAUCACGGAAGCGACUGAUAUGACUGGGGAUGCUUCUGUUGCACUGGUCAGUGGAAAGAAACGCUACAUUUUUGACUUCCACUGCAAUGUGGACUACGAAAUCCGCGACAGUGGUAGUGAGGAAGUAGUCGCGAGUGGAUCGAUGAAGUUGCCUGAUAUCUGUAGUACUCAUCAUGAAGAACUGGAGGUAAUAAUUGAUGGAUGGAAAAAUGGCCCCAAAGACAACAUCAAUGCAGCCGCAGAGUGCAGAGACAGUUUGGUGUCUGAAAUCCGGGAGAGCGUGACGCUUUGGGUGAAAGAUUUUAAUGAAGCCUACUAG
Molecule: messenger RNA, 1563 nt
Organism: Cylindrotheca closterium
Lineage: Eukaryota; Bacillariophyta; Bacillariophyceae; Bacillariales; Bacillariaceae
Source: the annotation of a GenBank genome assembly